Messenger RNA from Camelus dromedarius (Arabian camel), 1270 nucleotides. RefSeq names its product ephrin A4 (gene EFNA4). Gene Ontology annotation, cellular component: plasma membrane. The coding region runs from base 72 to 686 and encodes 204 amino acids. The record is from RefSeq and is a predicted model, not a curated record. NCBI's taxonomy places the organism in Eukaryota, Metazoa, Chordata, Mammalia, Artiodactyla, Camelidae. The transcript has 4 exons. Gene Ontology annotation, molecular function: ephrin receptor binding. Gene Ontology annotation, biological process: axon guidance; ephrin receptor signaling pathway.
GUACCUUUCUCGCGGCGACUGCGAAGCGGGCCGGGACGGGCCGGGCCAGACCAGACCAGACCCCGGGGGCGAUGCGGCUGCAGCCCCUGCUGCGGACUGUCCUCUGGGCCGCGCUCCUCAGCUCACCUCUGCGAGGGGGCUCUGGCCUCCGCCACGAGGUCUACUGGAACUCCAGUAACCCCAGGCUGCUUCGAGGAGACGCCGUGGUGGAGCUGGGCCUCAAGGAUUACCUAGACAUCUUCUGUCCUCACUAUGAGAGUCCAGGGCCCCCUGAGGGCCCUGAGACGUUUGCUUUAUACAUGGUGGACCGGCCAGGCUAUGAGGCCUGCCGGGCUGAGGGGCCGGGUGCCUUCAAGCGCUGGGAGUGCUCCCUUCCCUUUGCUCCCUUUGGCCCUGUUCGAUUCUCAGAGAAGAUUCAGCGCUUCACACCCUUCUCCCUUGGCUUCGAGUUCUUGCCUGGAGAGACCUACUACUACAUCUCAGUGCCAACUCCGGAGAGUCCUGGCCAGUGCUUGAGGCUCCAGGUGUCUGUCUGCUGCAAGGAGGACAAGCCUGAGUCAGCCCAUCCUGUUGGGAGCCCUGGAGAGAGUGGCACAUCAGGGUGGCAAGGGGGUGCCACUCCCAGCCCACUCUGUCUCUUGCUGCUGCUGCUGCUCCCAAUUCUACGUCUCCUGAGAGUUCUCUGAGCCAAGUGGACCCUUCCUGCCACCCCCAGGAACCAGAGCCCUCCCAAGACUUCCCUGGAAGAGGGCCCCUGCCACCUACCUGAGCUGGGAGUGCCAAGACAGACAGACAAGAUGGAAGAGUGAUGGGGGAGGUCAGAGGGUCUGAAGUGACCCUUCUAGGUGCUGGCCUCCUCAUUAUAGGCUGGAGGAGCAGCAGGGGAGCUGCAGACAGCCCUGGGCACCCUGGAGCAGAGGCGAGACAAACAUAGGGUCUCUGUCAGCUGCUUUGAUGUUCUCAUCCCAUCCCCUAGGAAGACUGGGAUUCGGUGGAUCAGAUCCUUGAGCCUGCUGGGGGCCAAGGCCAACGACCUGGGGACAGGUAGACUGCUGGACCAGGGCAAGGAAGCAGCCCAGGCCUGCCAUCUGUGCCCAGUACCCCAUGGGCCUCUUCCCUGGGACAGCACCUUUCCUCCCCAGGGGGUCACCUACUUGUCUUCUGUGAAGACGGACUUGCCAUGAGGUUGAAUUUCAUGCCAAUUUGUAUUUUUGUAAGUGUCUGGACCAAACCUUCAAUAAACCACCCAUAUUUUUGUUGCUCUCCCCAA